GUUGUCAAGGUAAAGAAUCCGUGAGAACUAUUUAGAAAUAGAUUUAUUAUUUGAAACGUUGUUCGUAAAUAGUAAUUUUUUAAUUAUUUUCGUGUUGUGGUUGUUAGGACUGUACAUUUAGUAAGAGGUAAAUGAAGACAGUCUUGCUGAAACAGCUGGGCUAAGAAAAGGAGAUAUAAUUGUGAAUGUAAAUAAUAAGUCGACAGCUACCUUGACUCAUUUUGAAGUACACGAAGCUAUAUCUUCCGCAGGAGUUGAAUUCAUUCUUGGAAUUAAAAGAGGCGAAUUUAUAUCUCCAGAACUUCUACAAGAUGAGGGGAAAGAAAUAGAAGUUUUUCUGCGAGAUGUUCAGGUCCUAGUGGAUGAAGAAAUAAUCGAUAAGGCUGAAGAACUUGCUGAUACGCUAGGAAAAGAAAUUUUUGCAGAAUUUGGGCAACACAAAGCAAAAAAGACCAUGACUAAGAAGAGCAACGAAAAAUUGAUGUUUUCAAAUUCAACUCAAACAUAUGUACCUACUGAAGAUAAAUAUAAACAAAAUAAAUGGUCUACAUUUUUAUUAAAGCCCGAACGACCAAUCCCAAAGCCCAAUAAGGUGAUAGAACAAGAAAAAAUUGUAGAGUCUGAGAUAGAAUUUAGAAGUAGCGAUACCCCAGAGGAGAGGGAUGGCACACAUUCCCCAGAGCUAGAUAGUUUAGGCUCUCAAGCUGAACCAGAUUCUUUGGAAGAAAAUAAUAACGAAGAAUAUUAUCGUGCAGAUAACAUUUACGAGAGAGAUGACGAAAAAUACGAAUCCGAGGAAUGUUCUGAAUGCCAUAGUGAUGAAGUUCGCGAAUAUGAUGAUGAUGAUGAUAAUUUUGAGAAUCUUAGAAAAGAUUCUAUUGGAAUGGGAAUGAAAUUUAAACCAAUUUCUGAGAUCAUAGUCGAUCCAAACUCAGAUCUUUCAAUGACACUAGAGGAGCAGCUAAGAGCAGUUCAAAAACAACUACAAGCUCUCUCCCAACUUCCGUCUGCGGUUCAAUUAACAUUGGACGCUGUUUCUAAACAAUUAGCUGAAAUUGUUAGUAGUAAAGAGGAUGAAGAAAAUGAAAAUGGCAUUGAAGAUGAAAAUGAUCAAGAAGAAGGCACUGCCUCACAAGAAGCAGCUGAAGCUGAAAGUGGGGAAGAUACAAAUUCAGUAGUUGGAGAUGAACUGGACGAUGAUUCAAUAGCAGAUGAAGAGUUAAAAGCAAUUAUGGAAAGAGCCCGGUUGGACGGUGAACACGAAGAAGAACAAGAACAAGAAGAUUUGGAAGAACUUGCAAGAAUUAAGCAAGAAGAAGAGGAAGCAAGACAAAGAGCAGAGGAAGAGAGACAAAGAGAAGAGGAAGAGAGACGAAAAGAGGAGGAACUAGCAGCAAAAAAAGAAAAGGAGAUGGAAGAUCAACAAAAAGCAACGUUCAGACCCAUAGUUCUUCCCGGGGGGAGAAAGUGGAUAGAUCCUGAUGAUGUCGUACCGACUAGAAAACCCAAAAUGACUGAUGAAAAGAUAAUGGAGACUAUAGACAGUAAUUUGGAGGUCAUUGCAGGAAAAAGAAAAGGGAUUAACUUUAUGAAAUAUACCCCACCUCCAAAGAAAUUGGACCAUUUGCAAAACUCUGAAGUAUACCGCCUCAUCCAUGGCAUGGAACCACCUACUAGAGGUAUAACAACACGACCUGAGAAGAUAUUGCCAGAACAAGAUUAUUAUCAGGCUGGCCACGAAAAUGCAUAAGCCGUAAAUUAGUUCUUAUUGUAUACUUAUUUUAGGAAUAAAUUAAUAUUUAAGG
Messenger RNA from Diabrotica balteata, 1805 nucleotides. NCBI's taxonomy places the organism in Eukaryota, Metazoa, Arthropoda, Insecta, Coleoptera, Chrysomelidae. The record is from the annotation of a GenBank genome assembly.